CAGCUCACACUGUUGCACAAUUUCACUUGAUCUAAAGUUCAAGGCAUUGCAGACGGGUUUGAAUUGGUGCCCAGCUCUCUCGCUCUCUCUGUUAUUCAAGCUGCACCGUUAGUGACUGGAGUGUUUCGCUGAGCGGAGGCCCUUCAAAUUCAAAGAUCUGACACCAUGGGCGAGUGGGGUUUUCUGUCCUCUCUGCUGGAUAAGGUCCAGUCCCACUCCUCCGUCAUCGGGAAGGUCUGGCUCAGUGUGCUUUUCAUCUUCAGGAUCAUGAUCCUCGGGGCUGGAGCAGAUAAGGUGUGGGGAGAUGAACAGUCCAAUAUGGUCUGUAACACCAAACAGCCUGGUUGCAAGAACGUCUGCUAUGACCACGCCUUCCCAAUCUCACACAUUCGCUUCUGGGUCCUCCAGAUCAUCUUCGUCUCGACACCGACUCUCAUCUACCUCGGUCACGUCUUCCAUGUUAUCCACAAAGAAAAUAAGAUGAGACAAUACAUGCAGUCCCACUCCAAAAGUGAAAUCGUCAAAGUUCCCAAGUACACUGACGAGAAAGGCCACAUUGAGAUUAAAGGCAACCUGCUGGGAACCUACAUGACCUCCAUCAUUUCCAGAAUCGUUCUGGAGGUAGCGUUCAUUGUGGGUCAGUAUUACCUCUAUGGGUUCGUCAUGAACCCGCAGGUGGUCUGCUCCCGAGCCCCUUGUCCCUUCACUGUAGAGUGCUACAUGUCUCGACCCACGGAGAAGACCAUCUUCAUCAUCUUCAUGCUUGUGGUGUCCUGCGUCUCUCUUCUUCUCAACGUGGCCGAGAUCUUCUACCUGCUGUGUUAUCGCUCACGCAAACGGCGCUCAAAAACAGUGCCGUCCACUGCUUUUGCCAUUCACCCACAUGUAAAUGGUGACAGUUCAAUGAAAAAUGAGAAUUUCGGCCUCCCUGAUGCCGGUCAGAGCACAGCCUGAAGAAUGACAUUUAGAUCCAGUUUAGUAACCGAGAACACAGGUUGGCAGAUGUGACAAAUGGGGCUAAAUCUCCAGAAUAUCAUGGCCCACAUGUUUCACACUAAGAGUUAUUUAUUUAUGCGAUGCUUAAAAAAAUCCUGAAAAUGAAGUUCAAAAACUUUUACAAAGAGCAGGACAAAAGUAGCUGAGUUUUGUGGGGGGGUUGUUUCUUUCUGUCUUGUUGUCUUGUCGUAUUGAGCACAGUCACACUGGUAAUUGUGAUUGCUGGUUUUUGCAGUCAUUCUGACAUGGUCUGUGACUGCAUGGGCUGAACGUCAGAGGGACCUGACUCUGCAGCUGGACUUGGCUGCAGAUGCCUCGGGGACUCUGUCGCGUUGGCUGAAAGCCAUUUUGAAAGCUCUUUUUUGCUCUAAAGCAAUGUGUAAGGGCUGUUUACGCUACUUUGCCUCAUAAAUGUGAUUUUUAUUUUUAAGCUUCUCCAAUAUUGCUAAAUUUUGGGGGCAUGGAUUAUCUAACCGUAGAUAUUUAAAUUAUAAAUAAUUUGUUUUUUCCUAUUUUGUAUCUAUGACUGGAUGUUGGUCUACCUUGUGUUUGUAAUUGGUUGUUAAAAAUAAAUCAUGAGGCACAUUUAUUUAUUAAAAUGGGUUUGAAAAC
This is a messenger RNA of Scatophagus argus, 1608 nucleotides long. Its product is annotated as gap junction Cx32.2 protein-like. Bases 166 to 954 code for a protein of 262 amino acids. Gene Ontology annotation, cellular component: connexin complex. The record is from RefSeq and is a predicted model, not a curated record. NCBI's taxonomy places the organism in Eukaryota, Metazoa, Chordata, Actinopteri, Scatophagidae. The transcript has 3 exons. Gene Ontology annotation, biological process: cell communication.